Messenger RNA from Linum trigynum, 414 nucleotides. NCBI's taxonomy places the organism in Eukaryota, Viridiplantae, Streptophyta, Magnoliopsida, Malpighiales, Linaceae. The record is from the annotation of a GenBank genome assembly.
AUGGAAAGUAAAGGGAAGUUUGUUAGAGUUCCAGAGGCAUUCUGUUAUGAGGAGGAAGAGGUUCUCUGUUAUUGCGGGCUGAGGGCGGCUAGAAGAAUCUCUCGUACUGCUGGGAACCCUAACCGCAAGUUUUUUGGAUGCCCCCUGUUCAGUCGCUCAAAGGAUAACAAAUCCUGUGAUUACUUUGAGUGGUUUGACAUUAGAGCUGCGGUAUUCAAAGCAACUGCACCGCUGUCUGAAAUGGUUUCGAUGUUGGAAUCUGAAAAUAGGGAGCUACGCAGUUUGUUACAGAGGGUAAUGAAAGAUGGUUCUGGAAAACAUCAACCGAACGAGUUUGUUGUUGAGCUAGAACUCAUCAAGCAGAGGAUACAACGUCUAGAGUUAGUUGUUUCAGCUUCUUGUGCCUUGAUCUAA